AUGCGAUAUUCAAGUAUUUUUCCGCAAGGUAUUAUUGAAGUUGGUGAAGUAUACGAUGCAUCAGGCCAGUACAGCCCCAACAUUCUCUUCGGCAACGAGUACUGGCUGGGGUCGCAAAACGCUUGUUACGAUCUCCAACUCAAGCAGUACUACGACCAAGUGUCACCAUUCCCCACCACCUUCUACGUGGCCAAGAUCAACUUGACCGUCGAUGGAGAUCAUAUACCAAUGACAAGAUCAAUGCUGGUGGGGCAAUGUAUGCCGUUAUCUUGUGACAACAAAGCUGUCCAGGCUUUACUACUAGCUGCGGAGACGAAUGCGGCCAGCCGUGCUUCAGCAGCUAACAUCACAGCCACAGCACAAACACUUUACGUGCGCCCCGUACCUGGACCUUACAAUUUCCUUGAAGAUUUCAAGUUUCACAUCAUAGGGGCAGUCAUCAUUAUAGUUUCGUUAUGGAUGUUGGCGGCAUCUCUUUACGAAGCUCAGCUGGAGCGGCGGUAUAGAUCUGAACAGAAACAUGACCUUGAACUCGCCAACAACAAUCAUAAGCUACCACCUAAUUCUCCUAGCUGCAAUGACAGUAUUGGAGAAGAAAUUAAAGACAAGGACCUUCGACGAGAAAGAUGUGGUGUGUGGUCGGAAAUUCUGCUGUCGUUCUCCAUACUAUCAAACGGGAGAGCUAUUCUUAGCACCCGGCGCCCCAACGACGGGGCUCUAACCUGCCUACAUGGAAUGAGGUUCUUGUCAGUGCUAUGGGUGAUAAUGGUACAUACGUACUUAACAAUAUUUUACAUAGCAGACAAUAAACAAAUGAGAGUCGUCACAGAGAGGAACUUUUUAUACCAAUCAGUUGGUAAUGCUUCGUACUGUGUUGAUACCUUCUUUUUCAUUAGUGGCCUGUUAGUAACCGUACUAUUCCUACGCACCGAAGAUAAGAAAACGAAACGUAAAACCGAGAAAAGAGAUAAAGACGUGAACAAAAAUAUCAAUGGCUACACCAACUCCGCCUUAUCAGUAUCCAUAAGCGAACAAUCCUUUUACGAAGAUGUCUUGGAUAAGCCCAAAUCGAGUAUAAAGAUCUCCCGAAUGACACGAUCUUUCCUCGUCCUACUUUCAUAUAGAUUGGUGAGACUGACGCCAGCAUACGCCUUCGUUAUAGGAAUUAACGAGCUGGCUUUACGAUACACACAUAACCAUACGGUGUUCGAGCCGGCCAUCUUUGAUCACAUCACAUGUGAGAAAUAUUGGUGGAGGAAUGUGCUGUAUAUCAACAACCUGUUCCCACAGAAGGACAUGUGCAUGGUGUGGUCUUGGUAUAUGGCCAACGAUACGCAAUUUUACGUCGUUGGUAUUAUAUUGCUGUUAAUUUCGGUAAAGCACUUGAAAUUGGCAACAAUUUCACUCGUUUUGGUUCUGGCAAGCUCUUGGAUAACUACAAUAUACAUAUCGGUAUGGCACCAGUACAAAGCUCGGAUUCAGGAACCCUUCGAAAUGUUCGAUCCACUUUACGACAAGCCGUGGUCAAGAAUUGGACCGUACUUGAUCGGUAUGAUGGUGGGCUGGUAUUUACACAGAACAAAGUGUCAAGUGAAAAUACCUUACUGGUUGGUGGCUAUUGGAUGGCCUGCUUCUAUCGCAAUCAUUGGAAGCCUCAUUUUCGGCAUGGUGGACGGAUAUUUUGAAGUUUGGCCUACAGCAUUCUAUAUUAGCAUUGGACAUACGGGAUGGGGAGUGGCACUCGCCUGGGUGGCCAUAGCUUGUUGCUGUGGAUAUGGUGGUCUCGCGAACUCUCUGCUGUCCUACAACGGAUGGUUACCAUUAAGCCGACUCACGUACUGCGCGUAUCUGGUACAUCCAACCAUCAUGAUGUACACCUCUUUCUUGCUCGAUGGACCUCUUCAUCUACAGAAUUCUAUAGUGAUAACACUAUACGCCGGGUAUGCAGUUCUGGCGUUUUUAGCCUCGUUCGCCAUUUCCCUCGCCUUCGAAGCACCGGCUGUGAGGCUUUUAAAGAUCGCUAGCGGGGGAGAUAAGAGUAAAAAAGCUCGCUGA
This is a messenger RNA of Pieris macdunnoughi, 2055 nucleotides long. The record is from the annotation of a GenBank genome assembly. NCBI's taxonomy places the organism in Eukaryota, Metazoa, Arthropoda, Insecta, Lepidoptera, Pieridae.